AUGGCAGACGUCUGUGCAAAAUGUGGCAAACCCUUUACUUCGGGUUCCAUUUUAAGCGCUCUUGAUAAGAAGUGGCAUCCAAAUUGUUUCAACUGUGCCAACUGUGGAAGUAGCUUGGCAAGCCAACCGUUUCAUGUGAAAGACGACGUGCCCUACUGUCCUCCCUGUUGGACGGAAAAGUUCCAGCCCAAAUGCGCGAAGUGCGGAAAGGCAAUUCCACCCGACGAACAGUACAUGACAUACAACGAGCAGGCUUACCACAAAGAGUGCUUCAUAUGCCAUAGAUGUCAGGGCUGUUUGGCCGGAAAACAGUUUUGCAUCAAAGAUAGCAACUUCUACUGUCCUGAAUGCGUGUGA
Dibothriocephalus latus is the source of this 357-nucleotide messenger RNA. NCBI's taxonomy places the organism in Eukaryota, Metazoa, Platyhelminthes, Cestoda, Diphyllobothriidea, Diphyllobothriidae. The record is from the annotation of a GenBank genome assembly.